Marchantia polymorpha subsp. ruderalis is the source of this 1811-nucleotide messenger RNA. Lineage: Eukaryota; Viridiplantae; Streptophyta; Marchantiopsida; Marchantiales; Marchantiaceae. The record is from the annotation of a GenBank genome assembly.
UUUCGAUAGCAGAUCUCUCAGAACAAGUUGCGAGGGAGGCUCUAUCGAUCCACUGGCCAGAAAAUAAACCUCCCUGCUAGACAGUUGCAAGUAUGGCGAGCGUUCAGCCGGAGCUCUCAUUGAGCAAAGUGGAUAUCAGCCUCGUUACACCUUUGGAAAAAACUAGUCAUCCCACCUUUCUAGAUCCGACCAUCUUCGACCUUGUUACUCUCGAUGCUUACGUUCCGAGAGUAUACUGCUAUAGGCUUGAAAACACAGAAGAGGCUUUUAAUCAUUAUGUCAAUAAGCUGAAGCAAUCUCUCAGAGAGACACUUGUAUCUUACUAUCCGCUAGCAGGAAGAUGGAUAAGGACGUAUGAUGCAACCAUAAGGCGGCUGAUGUGUACAGACGAAGGAGUCCCAUUCAUCGUAGCACGCAUCGAGGAUUUCAACCUUGACGACGUCGUAGACGUUAAUGAUUUCAAAGGAUGUCAUUUGCUGGCAGGUUACGAGUUGCUGAACAUGAACUCGAACGAUUUCAUAUCUCUCCUGGAGACACCACUUCUCCCUAUGUUUGUUCAGGUAACGAAAUUCAAAUGCGGAUCAGCUACCUUGUGCUGCACGAUAAGUCACACGAGUACCGAUGGCACAGGCGUGAUGACCUUCAUGCAAGCGUGGUCUGAAACAGCGCUCAGAGGGAAAACUUCUGUAAUUCCAAACUUUGACCGCUCACUGAUUCCAAUCAAAGUUUCCGACUUUAUACCGUUACCCACGGGGAAAUUGUCAUACGAUCCUGCCACCAUAGGCAGGCGAUUUAAACUUUCAAAGACCACCUCCAAGUUUCUGAGGGUCAGGAAGGACGUCAUCGAUGCUUGGAAAAAAGAAGCAGCUCAAAAAAGCAUCCAACUUUCUUCUGUUGACUGCAUGACUGCCCACCUUUGGCGGUCAUUGGCGAGUCUGGAUUCAAUUCCCCAACAUUUUACCUCACCUGAAACAUGGAUCUGCACGCUUAUAAAUGGCAGAAACAGGUUCCUCGAUACUGCUGUUGGGAAUGAUUAUUUUGGUAAUGCUUCGUUUGGCCACCACCUGCCUAUUAUACCAUUAUCUGAAAUUCCAGACAUCUCAUCGGCAGGAAGCAUAGUUCACAAGACCGUGAACGAAGUCACUGCGUCCACGUACAAGGAGAAUGUUCGAGACCUCCUAAAAACUGGGACAGUAUACCAUUCAUUCGAAGGCCGUCACUUGAUUGUCUCGUCGUGGCAUAGGUUCCCUUUCUAUGAGAUAGAUUUCGGUUUUGGUAUACCAUUUUUUGCUGGACUCAACUCCCCCAACUGGAAUUUUCUUUCUCUUGGCUACUGUAUGAUCACACCUCCAGCUCCUGGAUCAGAGCACCUGGCAUGUUUUCACCUCGGCCUGCCCCAGGAAGUUCACGAAGCACUUGCAGCAGACAAGAACUUCAUGGCACUAUUCCACUGAUAUGUCCUGCUCUGAGACGAUCUUGUUGUCUUCAUCGUGCCACAAAUGCUCAGUAGGAUAAUUUUGCAUCUCUGAAAUCUCAUAAGCCGACUAGAACUUCAUGGCACUAUUCCAUUGAUAUGCUCUGCUGUGAGAUGAUCUGGUCUUCAUCCUGCCACAAAAUGUUCAUUAUGAUAGUUCGCAUCUAUAAAGGCUCAUCAGCGAAGCUAGCUGUCGCAUAAUGACUGGUUCACUUACAAAUUUCGGACUGCUUCAGAUCAGCUUCGAGUGGGAGAUCUGUAACUUAUACAAAUGUUUAGUUGCAGUAAUGAAGAAGCUUCUUCCGGCUUCGAUUUCAAAUGUUUCGAUCAAUCCUGU